This is a messenger RNA of Fulmarus glacialis (Northern fulmar), 433 nucleotides long. RefSeq names its product ribosomal protein L23 (gene RPL23). The transcript is spliced from 4 exons. Gene Ontology annotation, molecular function: large ribosomal subunit rRNA binding; structural constituent of ribosome. Gene Ontology annotation, biological process: translation. The record is from RefSeq and is a predicted model, not a curated record. The annotation marks the transcript as partial. Lineage: Eukaryota; Metazoa; Chordata; Aves; Procellariiformes; Procellariidae. Gene Ontology annotation, cellular component: cytosolic large ribosomal subunit; ribosome.
GCGAAGUUCCGCAUCUCCCUCGGUCUCCCGGUGGGAGCUGUGAUCAACUGCGCGGACAACACGGGUGCCAUGAACCUGUACAUCAUCUCGGUGAAUGGGAUCAAGGGUCGCGUGAACAGGCUGCCGGCGGCUGGCGUGGGCGACAUGGUGAUGGCUACCGUCAAGAAGGGCAAGCCGGAGCUGAGGAAGAAGGUCCACCCAGCAGUGGUCAUUCGGCAGCGGAAAUCGUACAGGAGAAAAGAUGGGGUGUUCCUCUAUUUUGAAGACAACGCAGGAGUGAUAGUAAAUAAUAAAGGUGAAAUGAAAGGCUCUGCAAUCACAGGCCCUGUGGCUAAGGAGUGUGCAGAUCUGUGGCCCAGGAUAGCCUCCAAUGCAGGAAGCAUUGCAUAAACGCGUUCAUCUUCGUAGAGAUAAAAUAAAAGUCCUUGUACCA